Molecule: messenger RNA, 5269 nt
Organism: Penaeus indicus
Lineage: Eukaryota; Metazoa; Arthropoda; Malacostraca; Decapoda; Penaeidae
Product: proto-oncogene tyrosine-protein kinase receptor Ret-like
Exons: 23
Coding region: 600-4940 (1446 amino acids)
Biological process (GO): positive regulation of kinase activity; homophilic cell-cell adhesion; multicellular organism development
Cellular component (GO): signaling receptor complex; axon; plasma membrane
Molecular function (GO): calcium ion binding; ATP binding; transmembrane receptor protein tyrosine kinase activity
Source: RefSeq, a predicted model, not a curated record
GACGCCGACCCGUCCUCGCGUUCUCUCUCUCUCCUCCUGGCCCGGUUUCCCUUGCCCUGCUGUCGCCCCUCGUCUCCGGGUCACGCCUGUCAACGCUGUCAAGACCUACACCUAAGUGCUGCGAGGCUUUGGGGAGAAGACUUCGUCCCGUAUUUUGCAUCGUCUUCAUAUCAAGAGGGUCAGCAUGUGAUUUGAAAAGGUGGAAACAAGGAAAAGGAAGGGCAGGCGAGAGAGAGAGAGUAGCUGAAAAUAGGAAGUGAGAACACCAAAAGUGAUUGACAGUUACUACGAAAGCACGUGUAUCUCUGAUGCUUGACAUGGCUUGCUCGAUACGUCUAGGGAAAUCCAAGAAAAGAGGUUGACACGGCAUGGAAUGAGUUAAAGAAUGGGCUACUGAGGAUUUCUUUUUUUAUUUUUGUUCUUUUUUUUUACUUGAACAUCGAAGUGCAUGUAAUCCAGCAGAACAAAGCCUGAUUAACGGUCAAUAGUUCUUGAUAAUACUGUAGCUGUCUCGAAAGACAACAUGCGCAAAAUGUGUACAAAGUGACCUAUGACAGAGGUUGAAUCGACUGUGAACUGAACCCACUGUGAAGCUAACGAUGGUGGCGCGGCCGCUCAGCCUAGCGGUUAUCCUCACAGUGGCUGGGUUGGCGUCGAGUACAGAUACUUCCCGUCUGACGCCGUCCUGGAACGCCUCUGUCAUCACGGUCAAGAUACCCAAGAACUUUCCCCUGAACGAGCCUCUCCUCACCGUGGCCCUCCUGUACAAGGCCGACCCGCCGCAGGAACACCACACGACUCUCGAUGCUGAGAAAUUCAUCAAGGUUCUUCCCGGAAGUACGAUAGGGGAGCUCAGGUUGCCCGGGGACUACGAAGAUGCCGGGAUCGGUUUGGGCCCUUCAAGGAUUGGCGGGGAUCGGCCGAUGGGAGGCCUGCCAAAGCUGCCAGCUGGAGAACAGAUGGUACUCUUGUCCAACCCGCAAAACCUGUUCCAUCCCCGCUUACAGGAUAGUAGCGAUACGCUUUCCCUCCGCUUGCAGCGGCCUCUCAACUUGUACGACAAUUCCACCAACUCAGGCUACAGCUGCGUGGAGGCCAUCAUCGGACUCAAUGGAACCCAAGUGGAGCAGAAGCCGACCCUGGGCUGCGGUCGACGCAAGAACGGGCGCUCACGACUCCGAGAAUCCGGGGCGUCUGUUCUCAUUGUCAAAAUCAUCGUGAAGGAGGUUAUGAAUUGCGACCGUCCACCUAAGCAUGCGUGCAUGCUGCCCGUCGAAGACAUUGUCCUUCACCAAUGGGAGAACAGGAAGCCCUCGCCGCUCCUCGCGCUCCCGAGGCUCUCAGUCCUCUGCCCUAACCUGAGGCUCAAUUACACCCUCACCAUGAAAGACCCCGACAGCGGUCCGCCAGAACUGGUCACGAAGCCGAACCAACUGGUUAUCACGCCGUCCAGACCCCUAGACCGCGAACGGCGAGACGAUGUUCUCACCUUCACCGUCACCUGCACACUACAGGGCGGUGACCCUCCGUCCCAGACGCGAGACGGAAGCAUCAUCAUCCUGGACGAGGACGACGCGGCGCCCAUCCGCAGCAGGAACCCGAAGGUGGACUGGCACCUCCGCAACAGCACGGACGACCUCGACGACCAGCUGAUGGUGCUUGACCCUGACCUCGAAGGCACAAACAACUACGAGGUCAAGCUUCUCGGGGAGACGUACAACCUCGUGACCAUCGAGAGCGUGAAUAAGUUCAGCACCCGAAAACAGCUGUGCGAGAUGGAGGCUCAGAACAUGACGGGCUUCACCUUCGGCGCCGACUGCACCGUCAUGACACCUGUGUUAACCUUCAACAGAGGCAACAUGAGGGGAAAUAUGCCAUCCAAAAUCUAUUUUUCUGUGGUGUUCAUAGAUAGGACUUUGAGGGCACCUAUUACAGCAAUAAACUACAAGCAAAAUAAACAGGUUUUCUACAACGUGACCCUGACCCUGCCGAUGACGAUGCCGAGGCACCCCCUGCUCCCCGAAGCGGCGCCGUCCAACCUGUGGGCCACGAGGGACUUCCCGACCCUCAGGGAGACGCCGCCCUUUAACCUCACCAUCACCGUGGCCUUGCCCGUCGCCAAGUACGCCCGCCUCGCCCAGCUGAUCAGCCCAGCGUGGACGCCCCCCGAACAGCCUCCUCCACCCUCCAACGCCAUCUUCAGUAUCCAUUCCGACUCGACUGGCGGUGGCCUGGGCGUCACACCUAUCAUGGGGAUCCUGUACGUGGAGAACCCGGAGGAACUGCGGCCAGGAGAGGUGAUGGUGGUGCGGGAGACAGACAUCACGGUGGUCACGCUGGUACUAGAGAUCUCUGGGGCGCCCGCAUGCCGAGAGACCACUCCCGAGAAGGAAGUCGUAUCUUGCGCAGUACACGAGUACAACUCUUCGUGCGAGCAAUCCUGUGGCCUGGGAUCGUACGGGACGUGCUCGUGGCGUCGUUACGAGAACGACGGGAACCACGUGAGCACCCACUACGCCACCUGCUCGCCCAACCUCGACACCUGUCCCGACCGCACCUGUGACGAGCUCGAACAGAUGCACCACCGCAUCUGUCCACAGGAUUGCAUAGACAAACAGGGGGUCAAAGGGCAGAAUAUCGUUCUGAGCAGAGCCAGUCAGGGAAUCUCGGCUGGUUUCGGCGUCUGCAGCUGUGACAGCGUGUGCAAGUGCUUCCCCCUGUACGACGAGGCACCUUCAACGACCACGGAAAUCGGGAAAUUCCCCACGAAGAUGCUGGCGCCAGUGUGGGCGUGCGGACACUGGUGCAAAGUGGGCGUAUCUGUGGGCGCCGUUGCCUUCUUUGUUUUCAUACUCGCCUGUGCCUUCCUCUGCAGACGUCGUGCAGGCUGUGGCAGAAAGCAAAAGCACGGUGGGAUCUCCCUGGGAACGUUCCCGAGCGACGACAGGUCUUCAUCGUUGCCUUACAAUCCAAGGGACGAAACCCAUGACUCCCUUGUGCAUGGGAUAGGCCUACGCAAUAGCCCGAGGCCGGAGCAUAACUUCGUUACGCCCAUCAACUUGGCUAUCGACAGCAAAUGGGAGUUUCCGCGCAACCGCCUUGUCAUAGAGCAGACACUCGGCGAGGGAGAGUUCGGCAAAGUGAUGAAGGCGCGAGCACAGGGAAUCAAUGGGACCCUGGGCUAUACGACGGUGGCGGUGAAGAUGCUCAAGUCGAACAGCACUCCGGCCGAGUUGGCAGACCUGCUGUCGGAGUACACGCUGCUGAAGGAGGUGUCGCACCCCAACGUGGUCAAGUUGCUGGGCGCGUGCACUAGCAAGGGCGGCCCCAUCUACAUCAUCAUCGAAUAUUGCCAAUACGGGUCCCUCAGGAACUACCUUAAGAGAUCGAGACACUUCGAGUUCGAGAACCGCGUGGGAUCCGGACCUUCGGAAGGAACCGCUGGGGACUAUGCCGUCACGCCGAAGGACUUGCUUUCCUUCGCCUGGCAGAUCUGCAAGGGCAUGUCCUAUCUUACGGAUAUGAAGCUGGUGCACCGUGACCUGGCGGCGCGAAACGUCCUCUUGGCCUCCGGAAAGCAGUGCAAAAUCUCCGACUUCGGCCUCACCAGAGACGUGUACGAGGGUGACCUGUACUUCAAAAGGAGCAAGGGGCGAGUGCCGGUGAAGUGGAUGGCUCUUGAAUCCCUCGUGGACCACGUCUACACUAGCAAGAGUGACGUAUGGGGCUUCGGUAUCCUGCUGUGGGAGCUCGUGACGCUAGGGACGCCGCCCUACCCAGGGAUCACGCCGGAGAGACUCUUCUCGCUCCUGAAGGCCGGCUAUCGCAUGGAGAAGCCCGAAAACUGCUCCCAGGAAUUGUAUGACGUGAUGCUGCAGUGCUGGGCGGAGGACCCCAACCGCCGCCCGACCUUCCAGGAGCUGACUGACAUCUUCGACACGAUGAUCCAGGUCGACGUCGAGUACCUGGAACUUCGCUCGCUGAUCGUCACCAACCGCGGCUACUUCGACGGUCUACCUCCGCCUCCGCCGAACCCCGAGCAGUCGCAGCAGCAACAGCCACCGCAGCCGCAGGUGCUGGACGCGCCGCCGCAGUUCCGCGAUUCCCCGCCGCAGUUCCAAGACGUGUCCCCCGCGUCGUCCAGUCAGCACGACGUGACUCCGCCGCCGCAGCCGCCGCCACCGCCGCAGCUGCGCCUAGAUGAAUCGCGGCUGCAACGCCCUGAGUCAGGUUGGAAUCCCCCCCGCCAGCCGCUGGACCCGGACGCCUACCUCGUGGCUCGCACCGACCUCGGCCGCCCAUGCAGAGCGGAGUCGACCGAGCCUCUCCUCGCUGCCAUAACGCCCUCCACAGCAGCGCAGACGCCCACGAUCACCACCACGCACGCCCACAAUCCGGCCUAUUCGCCCACAAGUGAAAAUCUCCCGCCGGCGCCCUUACAUUACUCCACCCUCGCCUCACGCCCAGACGAGGAGGACGCCCACACGCUGGAAUGUUGCCGCAGCGAGGAGGACUCGGACAGCGGCCGCGCCACCGGGGACUCCGGGUACGCCACCACAGAGGAGGGGGGGCGCAGCCGCUGGAGGGGGGGCGAGCAUCAGCUGACGCCGGGGGCCAACGGGGGAAGCGCCGGCCGGCCUCUCUCGCACCACCACGGAGGGUCGUCCUACGGCGGGUCGUCCCCCCGGGGGUCGUCCUACUCCCCCCUCCCCCGCCACGACCCUGAGUACCAAGAGGAGGAGGAGGAGGAGCAGGACACCUCCGAGGACCUCGAGGAGAGGCAGGAGCUCCUAGCUGAGGACCUCAUAGGAGGCGGUGGGCACCUCUCGCCCAUACCCAGUCCAGAGCCCACCGCCGCACACACCGCCCAGAGUGCCGCCCGCACCGCCGCCCACGCCUCGAAGGGCUCGCAGCACCACACCACGCCCAUCAUUGUGUGAGCAGGCGAGAGGACACAGACAGUGCUCCUCCCCCCACGCCCACAGCAAGGUCUGCCUUGCAGCGCGGCCUCUGGAAGCCUCUGAGCUUUGUCGCUUCCGCCAGAGUUGGAGGCCUUCGUGAAGUGUGGACAGGCUGCCGCCAAGCCUCGAGAGACCCGUUUGUCUUAAUUCUGUAAGUACUUCUCUCAGUGCUUGAAAAGUCCCCUCGCACGUAGAUAUGGAUGUCUGUUCAUACGCAAACGCGUGAACUUUCUUAUACAAGGAACUCUGAUCACUAUGUCCAGUACUUAAGAGGUGAUUUUCCUGUGUUCUAAAAGAAAAGAAAAUAA